Molecule: messenger RNA, 480 nt
Organism: Angiostrongylus costaricensis
Lineage: Eukaryota; Metazoa; Nematoda; Chromadorea; Rhabditida; Metastrongylidae
Source: the annotation of a GenBank genome assembly
AUGGCAGGGUAUGUUGCGAAAUAUAACUCGUAUGAAAUGCUGAGAUAUUUGCAAAACUCCGGACCGCAGGUGUAUGCAGUGGGGAACGAACACGCGCUGUUGUCCUUACCGGGUAGCAGCGCACUUGCCGCCACCCUCCAGAAUGUCAUGCGAACAUUGGAAUGGGAUAAUAUAGCAGUGCAAAUUGACGGUCGUCAGUUACACUAUAUUCGCCUUCCUGAUGACAUCGUCCUUAUUACACCAGACAUUAUCCAAGCGGAACGUAUGCUUGACGACUUUGAUAAAGCCUGUGGAAAGAUUGGUUUUCGACUAAAUCUCACAAAAACGAUGUUCAUGAAGAACGGAUUGGUUUUCUAUGCCUCAUUCACGUUCAACGGAACGAAUAUUUCCGAACGCUCCAGUUUUGUCUAUCAAGGUCGGAAAAUCAACAUGAUGAACGACCUAGCUCCAGAGCUGAGCGAAAGGAAACGAGCGGCUUAG